Molecule: messenger RNA, 1167 nt
Organism: Necator americanus (New World hookworm)
Lineage: Eukaryota; Metazoa; Nematoda; Chromadorea; Rhabditida; Ancylostomatidae
Exons: 5
Coding region: 1-1167 (388 amino acids)
Source: RefSeq, a predicted model, not a curated record
AUGAGGUUGCUACUGUUACUACGCUUCAUUACUCUAUCCUAUACCUUCAAUUUAUGCCAAAUUAUAAACGAUCAUGAUGUGUAUUUUUCCGGAAACUGCACACAUCUAGUACUUUCUCCUCAUGGUUCUGUAAUGGUUCAUCCGCUACUUUAUGACAAAAUUAAAACGGCAACAAAAAUAUACAAAUUUCAUCUAAUGGACUCAAAUCUAACACAAAUUAGUGAGAAGAAAAGGGUAAGGUUGGCAAAAGAUGCAGAAUUAUUUUUGGUAAAUAACACUCGACUAGAAAAAUUGCCUGAUUUCGACAUAGAAGAUGGGAAACGAAUAAAACUGAAGAUUAUUGGAAAUCCACAGCUGAACACUACACAACUGCUGCAAGAGUGCAGAAUGAAGCGCUGCCGUGCCAGAACAGUAAACUCUAUUCAAAUGCCGUUCACGUGCGCAUUCGAACAACCAUUACCAAAAAGGUGUAAAAAUAUCAGCGGUACAGUAUACUUAAAGGGAGGUGAUGAAAGUGUGCAGCAAAUAGAAAUUAUAUACGGCACUCUUGCUCUCGUCAACAGCAACAUGACAAGUUUUCCAAAAUUGGAGAAACUUCGACUGAUUCAACAACGGAUCGCUCGGCCUGUUCUCGUUAUCGAAAACAAUUCAAAUCUGCAUGAACUCGAUGAACUGUUCGGACUUAAUUUUUCCAUUCUCCAUCCCAAGAAGGCGGUCAGAAUUGAGAACAAUCGUAAUUUGUGUAUUGGCAGGAACUACAGUCACGAACUUUUCGCAAUUCAAUAUCUUCAUAGUGUACGAACAUGCGGUAUGUACAUAUGUAUAGUCGGACGAAACGACAUGAAUCACGAAUGUAGUUGCGGUGCGUACGCGCUCGAAACGGCAGCAGUUGGAAGCGAAGUGGGACCAUGGCGAACUUCGGAGAUUGGUGGCGGUAGCGGAGAUCCUUGCACGAUCCCAACCGCUACGCUGCAACGCUUCGCUUCAAGCACUGCGCUUGCGCAACUGUCCGUACUUUAUGUCGUUUUGACCCAACUAUAUUAUUUUGAUUUGGCAACAUUAUUCAGUAAGAUCAUAUUUUCAGGCUCUACAGUCCUUCCAAAUCUUCUGCUCUCUUUUAAACCAUGGAUAAUCUUGCUAUUCUUAUCAGUCAAAUUUCAAAAUUAG